Molecule: messenger RNA, 1971 nt
Organism: Penicillium macrosclerotiorum
Lineage: Eukaryota; Fungi; Ascomycota; Eurotiomycetes; Eurotiales; Aspergillaceae
Exons: 5
Coding region: 1-1971 (656 amino acids)
Molecular function (GO): FAD binding
Source: RefSeq, a predicted model, not a curated record
AUGCCUGUCUUUACAGAGCAUUCACUUUCCUCUCGAAACCUACGGGUUCUACCAACUUUCGCGCCUCCGUUGCCCCGGCUGUCUCCUCCAUUUUCAUUUAGCAAAAGCAUUGAGGAAAAGUAUGAGGUGGUCAUAGUCGGAGCCGGUCCUGCUGGACUAAUGCUUCAUCUCCUCCUUGCUCGCUAUGGACUCAACGAUACUUCUCUUCUAUGUAUCGACGCCAAACCGAGCACGCUGAAAUCCGGCCAAGCGGACGGCGUCCAGCCGCGCACCUUAGAAGUCUUCAAGACCCUUGGCAUCUCCGACGAGAUCGAGAACGAGGCCUGUCAUAUGUGGCAAUUUGCAUUUUGGAACCAGUCAGAUAAUGCAGCUAAAAUCAUCGAGCGCACUGCUGUCGUCCCGGAGGUCCUUGCUCCAGCACGGUUUAGCUAUGAAGCGACCAUUCACCAGGGUCGAAUUGAACGGAUUAUGGAGACUGAUCUACUUCGAUACUCAGAAAAAGGUGUCCUACGGAACACCACGCUAGUUGACGUACGAAUUGACGAGAGCGGAGACGCAGAUUUUCCGGUGCUGGUUACCAUGAACACAUAUGGUCAGGAAAAAACAGUGCGCACGAAGCAUCUCGUCGGUGCAGAUGGCGCACAUUCCGUCGUUCGUCGGUGCAUGGGGCUCAAAUUAGAAGGCGAAUCGCUGGAUCAUAUUUGGGGUGUAAUCGAUCUUGUUGCUGACACCGAUUUCCCCGACAUCCGGCGGCGUUGCGCUAUUCACUCUCCGGCUGGUUCAGUGAUGAUCAUUCCGCGGGAAAGAAUCUCCUCGGGAGAAUAUCUCACUCGAUUGUACGUUCAUGUCCCUGAAAGUGUGGCUCCAGAGGACGACCAACUCUCCAACGAUGGGCCAGAUGCGAAGUCUGAGGAUUCACGGCAGCGGAGAAGCAAGAUUACCCAGGAAGGCAUAUUAAAGCAAGCAGCCGAUGCAUUGCAGCCAUACUAUAUUCGUCCGAAAGAUGGGGUUGUCGACUGGUGGGCUGCAUAUCAAAUUGGCCAGCGAGUCUCUCCGGAGUUUAUUGUUAAAGACACUAAGGGAGUUCCACGCGUGUUUAUUGUUGGAGAUGCUUGCCAUACUCAUAGCCCUAAGGCCGGGCAAGGAAUGAAUGUCUCCAUGAUGGACUCCUACAACUUAGCCUGGAAGCUCAUAUACCACGUCAAUGGACUCGUGCCGCAACCUACAGGCGCAGGCACUUCAAAUGCCCUACUUGAGAGCUACCAGACAGAAAGACAUGAGGUUGCCCGUCAACUCAUUGAGUUCGAUCGGAAAUUUUCCACAAUGUUCUCUGGGAAAAUUGGAGCAACAGAGGGACUUAGUCAAGAAGAGUUUCAGCAGGCCUUCAAGCUCGGCAAUGGCUUCACGAGCGGUUGCGGCGUGGAGUACCCCCAAGGCACAUUUGUGGUUCGUGACGAUUUGAACGAUGAAGCAUACCCUGUGAAGGGCGCAGACUAUCUCUCUGGUAUACUCCGGCCUGGUCGAAGACUAUUGAACGUUCAGGUAUUGCGGCACGCCGACGGCGCGAAACGCAAUAUUCACGAUGAUAUUCUUUCUACGGGCCGCUUCCGAAUCUUGUGUCUAGCCUCAAAUGAUCUGUUGGAUAGGAACAGCGCCUCUGCACAGGCACUCGAGGCGAUCGCACUCCUGGCAGCCAAGUUUCCUGUUUCUGUCAUAGAACAGAUUGUUCUGCAUCCAAGCCUGCACCGACAUUUCGAGUGGGACGAUAUCCCUGCAUGCGUGAAACAGCAUGCCGAAAUGCGUUUCCAUGACGGCUCGGCCCUUGAUGAUGCAUAUUCUAUAUAUGGUGUUGAUCCGGCAAGGGGUGCCUUGGCUGUCAUUAGGCCUGACGGCUAUGUUGGAGUGGUUGCUCGACUUGAAGAUAUUGCACGAGUGGAGGAAUAUCUAAAGCAGUGUAUCAGAGAAUUAUAG